Molecule: messenger RNA, 708 nt
Organism: Bombus impatiens (common eastern bumble bee)
Lineage: Eukaryota; Metazoa; Arthropoda; Insecta; Hymenoptera; Apidae
Exons: 1
Coding region: 55-708 (217 amino acids)
Source: RefSeq, a predicted model, not a curated record
GUGAGGAGAGUCAGACAAGGAUGUCCAUUGAGCCUGACGUUAUUCAACAUCUACAUGGCAGGACUAGAAGAAGAAUUAAGGAAAGGACAAGCCGGGGGCAUAGUGGUAGGAGAAAGAAAGGUAUGGCCAUUGACAUACGCAAACAAUAUUGUGCUGGUGGCGGAUAGAGAAGAAGAGCUAAAGGAGAUGUGGCAGAGACUCAAAAAAUUUUUGAAGGAAGCCGAUAUUGAGCUGAGCACGGAAAAGACUAAAAUAGUAGUCUUUGAAAAAAGAAGGAACAAAAGGAGGCAAAGAAAAUGGAAGUGGGGAGAGCAAGAAUUAGAAGAGGUGGACGAGAUAAGAUACCCAGGGUAUAUACUGCAGAAAAACAGAAGUGAUGAGAAGCACAUACAAGAUAGGAAAAAGAGAGCAACAAUUGCAAUCAAGAAAACAUGGAGCGUGAGAGAAAAAAUAUUCAAACAGGACUACAAAAGGAGAAUGAAAAUGUUUGGAGCACUGGUGGCGCUGUUUGGAGCAGAGGUAUGGGGAUGGAACAUGGAAGAAAGACUGGACAGAGUUCAAAGGAGAUAUGUGAAAUGGAUACUAGACUUAGAUAUGACAACACCAAACUAUAUACUGGUAGAGGAAUGCAAAUUAAUAGAAAUGAAAGAAAAAGCACUAAAAAGAGCAGCAAGGUAUGAAGGGAAAGCCUACGAAAAUAUGAAUUAA